This is a messenger RNA of Parnassius mnemosyne (clouded apollo), 729 nucleotides long. NCBI's taxonomy places the organism in Eukaryota, Metazoa, Arthropoda, Insecta, Lepidoptera, Papilionidae. The record is from the annotation of a GenBank genome assembly.
AUGAGAUUAAAUCCACUUGUCCUGUCUUCGGCUGCGGCGAUUGCAAUAACUUGUGCUGUGUCCGCGGCUGCUUAUUUUUACAAAAGUCGCACCACGGAGAUCAACGAAGUAAUGGUAUUUUGUAAAUUACAGUACAACGCCUACAAUUAUUUUGACAAACUCAUAAGUUUUAUUGAUGCCGCUAAGAAAAGUGUUAAUGUAUGCAUGCCUGGCAUUCAUAAUCCAGCGAUUCAAGGCCGCUUGGUGCAACUGAUAAAGAAGAAAAAUAUCAAAGCACGGAUAAUUAUUGACCGAUCAGGAUACAAUGAGUCUACUGAAUUUUUUAUAAAGGAACUUAUUGAAGCUGGAGCGGAAGUCAAAUACAAAAUAAAUGAACCCAUGUUCACUAUGCAACACAAGUUUUGUUUAGUUGAUGACAGGAUUCUCAUGACAGGCACACUGAAUUGGGGCAAUGACCGUUCAUGCGACCAUUGGAACUAUGUGUACAUCACUAGCAAGCUUCAACUAGUUGAACCAGUGAAGAAAGAGUUUUAUCAAAUGUGGGAUGAGUACAGUAGCAAUAUCUACUGUGCUCAUAGCGAACGACCUAAAGUAAAUGACAGUGACACUGAAACUGUUGAAAUUAAAAACCCAGAAGAAAACACAGAUGAAAGUGUAGAAUACGAAACAGUUGUGGAAACUCAGACCCAUAUUGGUACAGAGCUGACACCUGUUGAACACACAAUAUAA